Molecule: messenger RNA, 1530 nt
Organism: Zasmidium cellare ATCC 36951
Lineage: Eukaryota; Fungi; Ascomycota; Dothideomycetes; Mycosphaerellales; Mycosphaerellaceae
Exons: 4
Coding region: 1-1530 (509 amino acids)
Biological process (GO): transmembrane transport
Cellular component (GO): fungal-type vacuole membrane; plasma membrane
Molecular function (GO): transmembrane transporter activity
Source: RefSeq, a predicted model, not a curated record
AUGGCUGAUUCAACGCAGCAGGAACCUUUGUCCUUGGAGAAGGGCGAGGCGGUGAGCAAAGUGCUUUCUGCUGAUGUCUCGCCGUCACCACCCCAGCCUGACUUCCCCACGGACGCGCAUCUCGGACGAGGCGAGAUCGAAGUCAUCCGAAUACGCCAAGGCAAUGCUAUCCUGCGGAAACUGAAGGCCACUGAGGAGUGGAUGGAUCGAAAGCUGGGAGUAGAAAGCACCGGGGCGGAGCGCGUGCGUGAAGACCAAAGAAGACCGCCACACAUCCUCAAUAUGAUGCUGCUCUGGUUCUCCAUGCUCAUGAGCCCGGGUUUGAUCACCAUGGGCAUGCUGGGCCCGCUGCUCGGGCUCUCUGUCAACGAGUCCAUAGGUCUUAGUGAUGCGGCGACUGUCAUCGGCUCUGUUAUUCCUGGGUUCACGGCUACACUGUGCGCUCCACUAGGAUUACGACAAAUCGCUGUCUCACGCUAUGCGUUUGGCAUCUGGGGUGCCAAGAUCUGCGGCCUCCUCAAUAUCAUCGUCAAUAUUGGUUUCGGCACGGUCAACUGCAUUGUCGCCGGACAACUGCAGAGCGCCGUCAGUGGCGGCUCGUUGACCAUUGUCGUAGGCAUCGUGAUUGUGUGCAUCGGCUCAUUCCUCGUCUCGUUCUGUGGUUUCCGCUGGAUCCAGAAAUACGAGUCAGUCGCAUGGUUCCUGAUACUUGUCUUCUUAUGCGUACAGUUCGGCCAGGCGGCGCGAUACUUCUCGCCAACUCCGGCACUGUCGUCUGUCGCCGGUCUCGACCGCACCGGCGCGGCUUUGACAUAUUUCGCCAUUGUCUUUGGCGAGGCUUCCGCCUGGUGCUCUCUGGCUGGCGACUACUACUAUGUCCACUACCCGCCAUCUAUCAAUAAGUGGUUGGUAUUUGGCAUGACCUGGACGGGCUUGACGAUUCCAACGGUCUUUGUCCUCAUCCUUGGCAAUUACUAUGGCGGCAUCGUUGUGCCUGACAGCAAGCUCUCUGACGCUUAUAAUUAUGGCCGUGUCGGCGCUCUCAUCUUAGCCACCAUGUCGCCAUCCGGAUGGGCCAAAUUUGUGUGCGUCAUGUACUCUGGGAAACAACAUUGCGAUCAUUUACUCAACACGUUGCUCGCCGCCAUCAUGCUCGCAUUGGCUUGGGGCGGCCGGUCGUCGCUAGAGGCAAUUCUUGAGAACUUCCUUGCUUUGCUGGGCUACUGGACUAUCUGUUUCGGGACGAUCCUCGCCAUCGAAGCAUUUUGGUUCCGCCGUCGGCUGGGGGGCUACGACAUCGAGGGAUGGCAAGACCAGUCGCGCAUGCCAUGGGGCCUGGCGGGAUGCGGUAGUCUGGCGCUCGGAAUCGGAGUCAGCUUCUUGGGGAUGAACCAGACGUGGUACGUCGGGCCCGUUGCGAGACUGAUAGGAUCUGGAGGAGGAGACGUAGGCAAGUACUUUACGUUAGUCGCCGUGCUUAUUAGCUAUCCGAUCUUGGGAACGAUAGAGAUCGACAAGUUCAGCCGGUAA